AUGGCACCCGAGCUUUCAUUCAAUUCCGAAGAUGCGUGGAUCAAUAUUUUUGUUGGUGGACAGGUAAGCUUAAAGUUAAGGUUUUAGGGUUAAAUUUAGGCCCUCUGAAACUUUUAUGAGAUAUAUUUGAGCAGAAUUUUCAUUACAAUCUGAAAUUUUCCCGAACUUUUAUCCGAACUUUAGCUUAAUCCACAUUUCAAAGGUUCAUACAGUAAUCCUGGUUUUCCUUUAUUUUUUCGAAGAUUUCUCUUGAAUAUCUUUUUUUCUACAGUAUUCUAGGCUUCAGAAAAGCUUUAUGAUCCUUUAAAAAACCUACAGUAAUCUAGUGAAUUUUAAUUUUCUACACCAUUUUCAAAAGCUCUGAAAAAAUCCUGAAUACGUUUUUUUCCAGCUCUACCCAAUUCAAGUGAAAACAUUGAUGAAUCCUCAAACUUCUGGAUCAUAUUUCAAAGAUGUGGUCAAAAUUCUCGAUGCCAAUAUUAAGGUAGGAAAAAUUUGAGGAAAAAUCCCAAAUUUUCCCGAUAAUUUUCGUGUAGUUCUUUUGGAGAACUCUAAUUCAUCUGACAAUGAAAAAAUUAAAAUUUUUCGCGCCAAAAACUACAGUACCCUAAUUCCUUACAGGUUCGUGGUGUUCAAUGGGAACAAUCUCCGAAUCACAUCAAAAAUCGCGUGGAAAUAGAUCGUGACGGGCUGCUUUUCAGAGAAGUUCUUCAAUAUUUACGAAACGGAAAAUUGACAAGUUUGCCGCCUGAUCAAUUUACGCUUGAAGCUUUGAUGGUAAGAAUUUCAGAUUUUUAAAUGUUUCAUUAAUAUUCAAAAUUUCAGGCUGAAGCCGAUUUCUUUGGAUUGGAAAAAUAUCGAGAAAUGUUGAAGAGAAAGUUAUGGAAACUAACUGGAAAACGACAAUAUUAUGCAUGCUAUUCAGAUUCGGAGUGA
Molecule: messenger RNA, 936 nt
Organism: Caenorhabditis angaria
Lineage: Eukaryota; Metazoa; Nematoda; Chromadorea; Rhabditida; Rhabditidae
Source: the annotation of a GenBank genome assembly